Moneuplotes crassus is the source of this 801-nucleotide messenger RNA. Lineage: Eukaryota; Ciliophora; Spirotrichea; Euplotida; Euplotidae. The record is from the annotation of a GenBank genome assembly.
AAAAACUUCUUACUAGAAAUACUUUCAGAAUGGAAACUAAUGGGAUGAGCGAGUUAGAUAAACAAAUGGCAGAACUUGGAAUUCUUGAGAAGGAAAUCAUGGGCGACCAAGAGGAAAGUGAGAGUGAUGUUGAAGAGGAAGAAUCUGAAGAAGAGGAUGAUAAGAACAAACUAAUUUUCAGGUCCCAGUCCGAUGUCAGGAAUUGGCUACGGAAACACGGCAAGAGCCAGUAUAUAGACUUUGAGGAUGACCAGAAAAAGAAACUUUGGGAGUACUUCAAGUCGCUCGAUGGUGAUGGCUCUGAGUCUAUCGGUGUGGAAGAGCUAGAGGACCCCCUCAUUGCUCUUGGCCUAGUCAACGAUCGCCAGCAGGUAGAAGAUAUCAUCAGGAAGGUCGACGAUGAUGAUACAGGAGAAAUUGAGUUCGAAGAGUUCCUCAAAAUUAUUUCGUUAGGGAGACGAAGAUCCGGAGGAGAGGAAAUUGAACAGUUCCAAACAAAAAAGGACAAAGAGGUAGCUAAUAAUGACUGCAUCGAUGCGAUUGUAAAUUGCUUCAGAGAUCUCACAGAUGGGAAAUAUAAAAAGAAUGAUCUAGAAAUCCCUUUUCAAUUAUUUAUUUCUGACUACCGUAGAAAACAACUGCUGAAUGCAAUGAUGAGCAAAGAUAAGAACGAGAAGAAGGUGGGAGAAGGAAUUAUGAAUUGAUUCAAGAACCAACUUACUCAAUCAAAAACUAGGAAAAGACUGAGUGAGGUAGAAUUGAACAAGAUUGUACAAGAGUUAGGCCUUUUUACUUAAAUAU